AUGAUUGUAGCAAAGAGGUUUACAGCAAAAAUACAGGACAUGAUGUUUUCAGGACUCAGGAAUGCAACUUUGCACCGAGCUCCAGAGUCACCAAAUGCUGAGCAGCUGGCUUUCCCGGACAUUCCUGUUGAACCACUGGCAUCCAAACUCAGUGGUGCUUGCAAAGAGGCCCACCUUGUGUCAAGGGUAAACCCAGGUGUGUCCAAUCUCCAGUAUCCACUCAUAAACUUUCAAAGGGUACCAUCUCAUUUUCCACGACCAGUUCUCUUAUUAUUCCGAAAUCUAUUCCGACAGAUUCCAACAUGUGAAAACGCCCUUGAGUCCCAGAAAGGCAGGAGAGGCAGAGAUAUUGCAAAGACGCUGCAGUGUCCCACACAAGAUCUCAGCUUCAAAUGGAAAAAAAAAAAAGUCCUGCAUCCAUCACAAUCUGAAAUAAAAGUCAACAUAUGGGAAAUAAAUCCUCCUGAUUUUAGUUAUAACCUGUCUACACUUUUGAGACUUCCAGAAAAGCCUUCAAGGACCCUUAAGGAAGAAGAAGGGAGGAAAAAAAGCAAUUUUUUAGGAACAAUGCUUCACCUUCCUGGCAUAAGGAAUUAUUCCAAGAAGGCCAUGUCUUCUAAAUUUUCUUGACAGACCGAUUUCUGCAACAUAACUACUUUUCCACAUCUGGAUUCUCAUGAAGUGAAGUUAAUAUUUGUGGAGAGUGGAAAAUAUCCACAUGGUGUAUACUUCAAUCCAAAACCACCUGGCUUUCGACAGUCCCAAAGUAAUUUACCAAAUUUUGCGACAGCUUACAAAAGGGACCCUUUUGGAUUAAAGUUUAAGUCACAGCAUUUAAGUACAGGUAACGGAUGCCCUUUGCUGAAAGAUGGUCAAUAGAACAGUACAGAAAGAUUUAUCACCUACAAGCCUCCUGAAUGUACCUGGGAUUCAAAGCUAAUUUUACCAAAAGUCCCGUGGCCUAUUAAGUCUGCUUCAUACACGAGACACAGAAGGUGGCGAGAUGCGAACAGUGCAUUUAUGGAUUAUGUGGAAGAAAAAUUUACUAAGACAUGCAAGAACAGUGGACAAAAAGUUAAGAUUUGCUGUUGA
Hippopotamus amphibius kiboko is the source of this 1092-nucleotide messenger RNA. RefSeq lists its product as uncharacterized. NCBI's taxonomy places the organism in Eukaryota, Metazoa, Chordata, Mammalia, Artiodactyla, Hippopotamidae. The record is from RefSeq and is a predicted model, not a curated record.